Molecule: messenger RNA, 693 nt
Organism: Geodia barretti
Lineage: Eukaryota; Metazoa; Porifera; Demospongiae; Tetractinellida; Geodiidae
Source: the annotation of a GenBank genome assembly
AUGCCGAAUGUCGGUAGCGCUGGUCAACGAAAGCUAGUGGGUGCCAAGGUGCUCGUGGUUGGGGCAGGCGGAUUGGGUUCCCCGGUUUCGCUUUAUCUGGCACUGGCAGGAGUCGGCACGAUAGGCAUCGUAGAUUUCGAUGUGGUUGAUGUGAGCAAUUUGCAGCGGCAAAUACUUCAUACGAAUGCCGAUGUCGGACGCAGGAAAGUGAUUUCUGCGAAAGAGACGCUCCAAGCCCACAACCCUGAAGUUAAUGUCAUCAACAACUUCGCAACGCGUUAUCUGGUUAACGACGCCGCGUAUCUCGCCGGCAAGCCGCUUGUGGAUGGGGCCAUCUUGGUGUUCGAUGGUCAGGCUGCGACAUACAUCCCGGGGCAGGGUUGCUACCGCUGCUUGUUCCCAGAUCCGCCGCCGCCAGGAGAAGUCCCGAACUGCGCCGAAGCCGGCGUAAUCGGCGCGUUGCCUGGACUAGUUGGUUCGAUCCAAGCGCUUGAGACGAUCAAGUUGGUUAUGGAUAUUGGAGAGACUUUGUCGGCCCGGAUGUUAAUCAUCGACGCCUUGACGAUGGAGUUCCGCGAGAUAAAAGUCCGGCGCAAUCCCAACUGCAAAUUGUGCGGAGACAAUCCGGAAGUCACCGAAUUGAUCGACUACGAGAUUUUCUGCGGCAUCGCGCCGCCGCAGGCCGUCGCAUAA